AUGGCACUCGAUAAAUUUGUAAAUUGUACAAAUGACCUUUUGGACUUUGAGAUAGAUUAUUCAAAAAGCGCGGCCGAGAACAAUAUACACUCCCUAGAAGUGCUUCGGGUCGAACUGGAUUCUCUAUGGUCACAAGUAAAAAGGGCAUAUGAAGAGUGUAGGGAUACAAAAGAAGAUUCUACAGAAAAACCCAUAGAUAAAAAUAAGCUGCGCGAUCGAUACAAAAAAGGUCUUUCUGCAUACAAAAUAUGCUUAGGGGCAAUCAAUGCGGAAAUUCAAGUUCUAUCAAAUCCAAGCAAGGAAGAGCGGAUUUCUGCGGUUAACAAUCCAUCACUUGAAAAUGAUGACAUUUCUUUUGUGCGGUUACCACCUUGCGAUACGGACACUUUUUAUGGAGAUUUUGUGACAUGGCCUACUUUUCGCGACCUUUUCACCGCGUUAUACAUAAAAAAUUCUAGACUGAGUAAAAUUGAAAAACUUUUCCAUUUGAUACAAAAGACUGAAGGGGAUGCUAGAAAAAUAGUUUCAAAUGCCCCAUUGACCAACGAAGGUUUCGACAUAGCCUGGAAAAAUCGUGUAGCUCAAUACGAGAACAAACGGAUUCAAGUCAACGAACAAUUGAAAAUUCUAUUUGACCUUCCGAACGUUACCGAAGACUCAGGCUCAUCCAUUCAAAAUCUACAACGAACAGUUAAUGGUUGUAUUCAGGCGCUAAAUGCUUUAGGUGUAGAAACUGGCACAUGGGACCCUUUUCUGGUUUAUCUUUGCUCAACAAAGCUCCCUCGAACUCUUUUAAAAGAAUUUGAAAAUUCUCUUCAAGAAAUUACAAAAGUUCCAACAUGGGAACAAUUCAACACUUUCUUGACGCAUAAUACAAAAACUUUAGAAUCCAUAGCGGCCAUCACACAAUCAAAUACGAAGUCCAACCAGCACAGAAAAGAUAAUUCGAAACCAUUCACUAAGCCAAAAAGAGUUCACACUUUUCAAACAAAUACGACCCAAGAAAACGGGUCUAAGAAUAAAAAACAUUUUAAUUCAAAUAGGACACAGAAAAAUGACUCAAAUUACACAUGCCAACAGUGUAAAGAGUCUCACCACUUGUGGUCUUGUCCCAAGUUUCUAGAACAAAAUGUUAAUGACAGAAUUCACACUGUAAGAGUUACAAACUCAUGUUACAAUUGCCUCUCUGUUGACCACAGUGUCAGGGACUGUAAAAGUAAAUACAGUUGUAGAUUAUGUAAUCAAAGACACAACACUUUAUUACAUAAGGGAUCAGAAACUCAAUCCACAGUUCAAAAUUGUGAUGCGACACGUCCAAGUACAAGUUCAGCAGCACAAAACAACAACAUACAGUCCACACCCAAUUCAAACGUUUCCAUCCCAAAUCUCACAACCUUGACACUACAAGAGAGCAAACUAUUCAAUCAAUCUCCCAACGAGAGAGAAACUUUGUUAUUCACUGCAAUAGUACAGAUCGAAACUAGAGGCGAAAGGUAUCAGGCAAGAGCAAUCAUCGACCCUGGUUCACAAUCAACCUUUAUGUCGGAAAAGUUGAAAAAUCGACUAAAUUUACCCACCAAGCGUAAUUUAGUUCACGUCACAGGUUUGAGUCAAACAGUUUCAGAGACAUCAACAAAAGCCUGUUUAUUCAAUCUUUGCUCUAAGGUGGAUUCACAGUUUAAAUUAGAAGUGUGGGCACCAGUCCUGAAGACACUUCCAUCCAAUUUACCACCCCAGACUUUAGAUUUGCAUAAUUUCAAUGAGACUGCUAAAUUAGAACUUGCAGAUCCUCAUUUCAAUCAAAGCCGACCCAUCGACAUGCUUAUAGGCCUGGACCUAGGCCCCUCAAUAUAUUGCAUGGACACACCGAUGCGGUCUAUUGGAUCCCUUUUGGCACAAAAAACAGUAUUUGGCUGGAUUGUGGGGGGACCAAUACCAACAUCAACAAAACCUAGAACAACAGUAUCACUAGUCAACACUUCGUCCCUUGACCGAAUCCUCACACGCUUUUGGGAGGUGGAGGAAACCCCAAAACAGGUUUUGAGGUCAGAUGAGGACACAUUUUGCGAAAACAACUUCAUGUCGACGACACGAAGAAACAACUCAGGAAGGUAUAUAGUUACCCUACCCUUCAAAAAUAGCGAAGAAAUUGGAACUUCGAGAAACAUAGCGAUGGCCCAGUUCUUGAGAAUGGAGCGCAUGCUCAGCCAGAAACCAGAACUCAAAAAACAAUACGACCAAGUAAUUGUUGAAUACAUCGAGUUAGGACAUAUGAGGAAAGUUUCUCCCCUGGAAAUCAACACAAAUCCAAAUUAUUACCUGCCGCAUCACGCAGUAAUAAAGCCCGAAAGGCUGACAACGAAACUUAGAGUAGUUUUCAACGCCUCGAGCCCGUCUUCAAACAAGAAGAGUUUGAACGACAUUUUGUACCCAGGACCCAUACUUCAACAGGACUUAGUGCUCCUCAUAUUGAAGUGGAGAUUCUUCCGUUUUGUGUACAACGCAGAUAUCACAAAAAUGUAUCGACAGAUACUCAUUGACCCUACUCAAACAAAAUAUCAAAGGAUAUUAUUUAGAAAAUCGGAAAACGAUCCUAUUGAGGAUUUCGAACUCCUGACAGUGACGUUUGGAGUCAACUGCGCACCGUUUCUGGCCAUCAGAACCAUUCUUCAACUAGCUGAAGAUGUAAAAUCAACUCACCCUCUCGCAUCAAAAAUUCUACAACAAAACAUGUACGUGGAUGACGUUUUAGCAGGUGGACACACAUUAAACGAUGCCAUCAAAUCAAGAAAAGAACUUACAACAGUUUUAAAAUCAGCUGGAUUUGACCUGAUGAAAUGGACCUCAAAUGACCCACGAGUCAUACAAGAUUUACCGAAUGAGACUUUACUACCUCUCGAUUGGUUAAAUUUGUCCGAAAACACCGGAACAAAAACUCUUGGAAUCAAAUGGAACAUUUCUUCAGAUUCAUUUACAUUCACCGCACCAGAUGUCGAAUUAAAGGAAAACUACACCAAAAGAGAAGUUUUAUCUACAAUUGCCAAAUUCUUUGACCCUUGUGGAUGGAUAGCCCCAAUAAUAGUAGAAGCAAAACUAAUUAUGCAACAGAUUUGGUUAGACAAAGUCGACUGGGACGACAUACUAAAAUCCUUGACUUGUCUCAAGUGGCAAAAAUUCAUAAAAAACUGCCCCACAAUAAAUACAUUGAAAAUUCCCCGAUGGAUCCAAUUUAGCCCGAAUUGUAAUGUGGAGAUUCACGGCUUCAGUGACGCUUCAGAAAAAGCGUAUUCAGCUACUCUUUAUGCCCGAAUAGAAUCAGAAAACUCAGUGUUUACAUUUCUCCUGGCUUCAAAGACACGUGUAGCUCCCAUUAAGCAAAUAUCUUUGCCCCGCUUAGAACUGUGUGGAUCCGUAUUAUUGGCAAAUCUGGCAUGUGGAAUUAUACCGAAUCUUCAAAUUCAAAAUGUCAACACAUAUUAUUGGACCGACUCAACAAUCGUGCUGUCCUGGUUAAAGAAACCCCCUUGCUCAUGGAACACUUUCGUAGGAAAUCGUGUCUCAGAAAUCCUAGAUAAAGUUGGAAAUCAAAACUGGCAACACAUCGAUUCAAAGGACAAUCCAGCAGAUAUAGCCAGCCGAGGAUGUUCUCCCCAAGAAUUAGGAAACCACAACCUAUGGUGGUUUGGACCCUCGUGGCUAAAGUUACACAAAAAUCAAUGGCCAAAACAAAUUAGAAUGGAAGACACCAACUUAGAAGCUAAAACUGUAAAAGCAUUUACAACCACAACUAGCGAAGAACUAUUAAAUCGCUUCUCAAACUUAUCACGCGCUUAUCGAGUGCUUGCAUAUGUCAUGCGAUUCUGGAGAAAUACAGGAACCAACCGAACUCAUCUUCGCAUAUCUUCAGCAGAAAUCACACGAGAAGAAAUAGAAUCCGUCAAAAACCGACUCAUCAAAUGGACUCAACAAAACCAUUUUCCAGAUGAGCACAAGAAUUUGAAACUUAGGCAGAAAAUCUCACCAAACAGCAGUCUUUUGACCCUAAAUCCAUUCAUGGAUCGCAAUGGCAUUAUAAGAGCCAAUGGUCGACUCGCUCAAUCACCAGCGUUAACCUACAAUGAACGCUACCCAAUAUUGCUACCUCAUAAUUCAAAGCUAUCACGACUACUAGUUGAAUUUACGCAUAAAAUUACCCUACAUGGAGGUAAUCAACUUAUGAUUAGAGUUCUACGCACAGAAUAUUGGAUAUUCAGAUUGAAACCACUGGUCAAAAGCGUAAUUCACAACUGUAAAACUUGUGUUUUGUACAAAAAACAAACACAAAAUCAAAUCAUGGCUUCAUUACCACCAGAACGCACAACUCUAUCAAGACCCUUUGCUGCAACCGGAGUAGACUACGCAGGACCUUUUGACAUCAAAAACUUCACAGGCCGAGCGUGUCUUAUCACCAAAGGGUACAUUUGCAUAUUUGUAUGCUUCGCCACAAAAGCCGUACAUCUUGAAGCAGCAAGUGAUUUAUCAACACAAUCGUUUCUAGCCGCAUUUUCCCGCUUCAUUGGAAGGCGUGGAUGUCCCGCACAUAUUUACUCAGACAAUGGGAAAAAUUUCGUCGGAGCAGCAGAAUUCAUCAGAAAAGAACGUCUAGACUUCAUAAAGACUCUUCAAAAUCAAGUCACUCAACACUUUAGUCAUCAAAACAUCGACUGGAAGUUCAUUCCCCCAGGAGCCCCACACAUGGGCGGGCUUUGGGAAGCCGGUGUAAAAUCAUUCAAAACUCACCUCAAAAAAAUGAUACCGAACAUGAAAUUCACCUUUGAAGAGCUAUCAACAAUUCUUACUCGUAUAGAAUCGUGCCUAAAUUCUAGACCCUUAAGUCCUGCUAGCGAUGACCCAAAUGACCUUAACCCAUUGACCCCUGGACACUUCCUUAUUGGUACUCCAUUAUUGACCCCAGCCGAACCUGAUGUAAGCAGCGAAAAUCUGACUCUCAUCAACCGCUGGAAACGCCUAAAGGUCAUCUACCACUCAUUUUGCCAAAGAUGGAAGUCCGAGUACCUAGCCGAGCUACAUCGCAGAUACAAAUGGAAGAUACAGAGGGACAACGUCAAAGUCAACGAUCUGGUUGUCAUCAAAAACAACAACUUGCCGCCCAACGAAUGGCAAAUGGGUAUGGCAUCCCAACAACCCCAAAGACCCGAACACUGGCAAUUUUCAUGCGGCAUAUGUUUAAAGGACCAUCCAAUUCGCACCUGCAAAAAGUUUCUAAGCUACAAUCCAACCGAGCGAUACGAAAUCAUGGUAGUCAAGAAAUAUUGCUUAAAUUGUCUUGCUCGAUCCCACAAAACACCAGAGUGCAAAAGCGAUAACGGGUGCCAUAUCUGCAAGAGAAGUCACAACACAUUGCUACAUGAUGCAAAACAAUUAGCACAACCAUCAAUCCGAGCCGACCCACAGCCAUCAAGACGAGCAGACCCACAGCCAUCAAGACGAGCAGACCCACAACCAUCAAGCCGAGCUGAAUUUGAUACACCUUUCUUCAAUCAGAAUCUCGUUUUCAUUCCCACUGCCUCUGUAAGGAUUUACACGGAAAAUAUCGACACCUGGAUCAGCACUAGAGCCAUCAUUAAUCGUGCAUUGACAACGUCCAGAAUAUCCAAAUCAUUUGUCACAAAGUACAAAAUCAAGACAUUCAUGAAGUAUGCUCAUAAUUUUGCUGUCUUUGAGAUACGAUCCCAUAGCGACAAAAAUAAGUGGUCCACCAAAGUCACAGCGCUUGUAACUGAUCAACUUCCACGAAAACCCUAUUCUGGACCCAUCACCGCUGACCCAACCGAAGAUUUUCCACCAAAUACACUGGCUGAUAUAGACCCACAAUCGAACACUAUCGCAGAAAUCGAGAUUGGCAGUGAUGUGUAUCCAACUAUGAGACGAGACGGAGCCAUUCAAACUGAAGUUGGUCAAGUCGUGGCUGAAAAGUCUGCCUUGGGGUACCUGUUCUCUGGACCGAUUCAACAGCUGUGGUAA
This is a messenger RNA of Calliphora vicina (urban bluebottle blowfly), 6024 nucleotides long. RefSeq lists its product as uncharacterized. Lineage: Eukaryota; Metazoa; Arthropoda; Insecta; Diptera; Calliphoridae. Gene Ontology annotation, molecular function: zinc ion binding; nucleic acid binding. The transcript is spliced from 2 exons. Gene Ontology annotation, biological process: DNA integration. The coding region runs from base 1 to 6024 and encodes 2007 amino acids. The record is from RefSeq and is a predicted model, not a curated record.